This is a messenger RNA of Leptopilina boulardi, 2097 nucleotides long. Its product is annotated as nuclear RNA export factor 1-like. Gene Ontology annotation, molecular function: RNA binding; protein binding. Gene Ontology annotation, cellular component: nucleus. Gene Ontology annotation, biological process: poly(A)+ mRNA export from nucleus. Lineage: Eukaryota; Metazoa; Arthropoda; Insecta; Hymenoptera; Figitidae. The transcript has a single exon. The record is from RefSeq and is a predicted model, not a curated record. The coding region runs from base 208 to 1992 and encodes 594 amino acids.
GCUACUGACAGAGCAAUUUAUACACAAUAGCAAAGACAAAUAACUUCUUCUAUUAUUAUUUAAAUAUAAAAAGUUUAUAAAUACUUAAUUCAGUGUUCAGUGAUGAUAAUUAAAUAUAAUUCGUGGAGUUUUAAACGAAUCUAACCUCAAAUGAAACAAAGCGAAUAAUGUUUGUGUAAUACAAUUGUUGGAAUAGAAAUUUGAAAAAUGAAUUCUAAAGGUAAAAUUCCAGCAAUUAUGCAAGCUCAGCAGUUAAUAAAAAUUCGUGAAAAGCAAAAUAUUAUUGAACAACAACAGAAGAAAAUUCAACAACAACAACAAUUAAAAGUUCAACAGGAGCAUCAAUUAAGAAUUGAACGUGAAGCACAAUUAAAAGCACAACAACAAAAGAAAGUUCAACAACAACAACAACAACAAAUGCAUUCACCAAUUACACCGAAAUUAUUGGAUUCAUCAACAGCAUUAAAAGUAAUUAAUAGCACGGGAAUGUUUCAUGAACGUUCAUUAAUGGGUCGUAAUGAUAUUUGGCAUAAAAUACAAAUAACACGCGGUGGUAAAUUUGAAGCUGAAUUUAUUCUUAAAAGUAUUUUAAAUGCCGUUUAUCCUGCUGAUUUAAUUCCCGUGAGAUAUCAAAUUCUUGGUGAUGAUUCAUUUUUUCUUGCUAGAAAUUGUUGUGCGGCACUUGAAAAAAUGUGUCAAACUAGUUUAAUAGUGAAUGAUUUACAAGGACAACCAUUAAUAUUAACAAUAACAUUAGGAUUUGCAUCGAUUCAUGAUAUUAAAAUUAAUAUUCAACCACUUUUAGUUUCUUUAUUAACAAAACGUCAUGAUUCAUCAAGAAAAUCCGUUUAUCUUGAUUCAUUUCAUAAAGAUAUGGAAUUAUCAAAAACUGUUUAUUGUCCAUUAACACAAAUUCGCACAUUUUCACAUGUUUUGAAACUUAUAAAAUCAUCAUUACCACAAAUAACUGGUCUUAGUUUACGUGAAAAUGAAUUAACUAAUUUAACACCAAUGGAAAGUGUAAAUUUAAAUUCAUUAAAUUCACUUGAUUUGAGAAAUAAUUUUUUCCUAAUGAUCGAUGCACUUGCGCCAUUAAAAAAUAUUCCACUCACUGAAUUAUGGUUAGAUGGAAAUCCAUUAUGUGAAAAUUAUUCAAAUUCAGAAAAAUAUAUUGAGGCAAUAAAAAAAUAUUGUCCAAAUUUGGUGAAAUUAGAUGGAAUAAUGAUACAAACAAAUUUACCAACAGCACCAAUUUUAUAUUUAUCAUAUAUGAAAAAUUCAAAGACAAAAUUAAUUGUGGAACAAUUUAUAACACAUUUUUUUACAUUAUACGAUCAAAGAAAUAGAAAUAUUUUACGUGGUAUUUAUCAUGAGGAUGCAAUUUUUUCAAUGACUAUUGACAUUCCAUUUUCAUUGGCUGAAAAUAAAGAAUAUAACAAUUUUAUCGAUGAUAAUCGUAAUUUAUUAAAAUUAUCAAAUAUUGAUGCAUGCAGAAAACGACUAAUACAAGGACACGAUUAUAUAAUUGAUACAAUAUCAAGUUAUCCGCCAUCACAACAUUUGAGAAAAACAUUUUCCAUUGAUUUAAUGUAUGAAGAUUCGAAUUUUUUUAUAAUUUGCGUCGAGGGCUUAUUUAAAAAUGUUGAUUUAUUACAUGGUUUUAAUAGAACAUUUACCAUUGUUCCUGGUGAUGAAAAUGAAUAUAAUAUUUUAAAUGAUCAAUUACAUAUUUAUUAUUUACAACCGGGAAGUGUUUUGCCAAAUUAUGGUCAAUUUAAUGAGGUUGAAGAAAUUUUUGAUAUUCAAACAACGUGUCUCAGUGAAAAAGAAAAAGAAGAACUCAUCGAUAUGUUUUGUGAUGUUACUACAAUGAAUGUGAAAUAUUGUCAAAGACAUUUAGAAGAUAUUGGAUGGGAUAUUCGUAAAGCAAUUCAAGAUUUUAUAUAUUUAUAUAAAAAUGGAUGUGUUCCAAAAGAAGCUUUUAUUAAAUAAAACUAAUUUCUCUAUUAUAUAAUAAUUAUAAAGUUUUUUCAUGUUUUUCCACAAGUAAAAAUCGAUUUGAGAUUGUAAUAUAUAAAUAAAUUUUGUAAAAUGAUA